ACGAUUUCCUCCAGGUGCUCAAGUGAAAUCAUCUAUGUGCUUCAUUCACCCAGAACACGGGCAGGAGUGCAGAUAUUGUAGGCCUGUAUGUGCUCAUCAACCGUUUCCAUUAAGACCUGGAAAUGACCUACAUUUUUUCAGCUGGAAUUGACUCAGACUGAGGAACGUUUAAAUCAACAUUUCACCUUCACAAGAGCAUUGCACAACACUCGCUUCAGGCAGCAGUCAUGCUUUUCAAAGACGUGGAUGUAUUUUGGGUGCAUUUCCUCCUAGGUCUAACAGCUGUGCAGUGUGAAUGGAGUGUGACCCAUUCUUCAAGACGGGUCUGUGGUCUUAAAGGGGCAUCAGUGGUCCUGUCCUGCACAUACCAGUAUCCAUGGAAAGGUCGUGGAGACACGUAUGGGGGAGGAGAGUGGUAUGGAGAGAAGAGCCAGAGAGUCAUAAAACACAGUCACUCUAAUUAUCCUGACUGCAGCCUGAACAUAGACAAACUGUCAGAAAAUCACACUGGUGUUUAUAAAUUUAGGUUUUAUACAGCUCUUCACUUGACGUGGAUAACAGACAAGACUGGUGUUGUUCUCUCAAUCACUGAUCUGCAGGUGAAGGAGGAGGCUGUUUCAAGGAAACAAAAUCAGAUUAAGGUGACCUGCAGCACCUCCUGCAUUUUGGGCUCUGAAUAUGUCUGGUACAAAAAUGGACAGAUUCUACAAGGCAAAACCACAGCCUCCAUUCUACUGGACUCAACUAAACUCCCUGAAAAGGGAAACUACUACUGUGCUGUCAGAGGCUAUGCGGCUCACCGCUCCCCUGCACAAUGUAUUCCAAGAAAACAGUGUUGGGGCGCGACAUACUCAUCAAACAGCAUCUGUGCAUUAAAGGGUUCCUCUGUGGUCAUUCCCUGCACUUACAAAUAUCCCAGAGAUCACAGAAUCAAAACAAAAUACUGGUUUAACAAACAAAAAUCCAAUAAUCACCCUGAAGACUUACUUUUAAAUAAAGAAUAUUGGAAUCAUGUACAGAAUCUUGGGAUAGAAGAUAAUAAUUGUACCCUGAGACUGAAAGACAUCGGAGUUGGUCACUCUGGAGAAUACGCCUUCAGGUUUACAACAGAACAGGGAGAGGGUUACACAGGAUUACCUGGAGUCACCAUCAUUGUUACAGCUCUGCAGGUCAUGGUGACUUCUGCUGCAGUGACAGAGGGAGAGAGAGUGACACUGACCUGCAGCACCACCUGCACUCUGAGUGACCACCCCACCUUCACCUGGUUCAAGAACUCUCUCAUCCACAAGCGCACCACUGACAAGAACCUUCACUUUGACCUAGUCCAAGGACACGACUCAGGCAAUUACUCCUGUGCUGUUAGAGGACAUGAGAGUGUCGCCUCCAUUGAUGUCUUCCUCUACGUCAGAUAUGAACCAAAGAAUGUCUCAGUGUCACUGAGCCCAUCUGGUGAAAUAGAGGAGGGCACUUUGGUGACUCUGACCUGCAGCAGUGAUGCCAACCCACCAGUUCACACCUACACCUGGCAUUUUACUACACCUGCACGGUGGUCUGUCAUGGGCACGGGGGAGAGUCUGACCUUCAACAUGACCCCCGUUCACAGUGGACUUUACCAUUGUGAAGCACAAAAUGAAGUCGGCUCCCAUAACUCUACUGACGUCCUUUUAGAUGUCAAAAAGGAAGAAGAUGCUGCUUGGCCUGUGAACGCUGGAAUAAUCAUUUUUAUGGUUAUUGUCAUCCUACUGGCUCUUGGGAUUGUGAGCUUGAGGAAGCGGGGUGCUAAAUCGACAGCAAAUACACAGCGUGCACUGGAAAACGCACAGAGUGACCUAACCACGGUGUACAGCAUCAUCUCAGCACACACUUUGCCCUCUGACCUCACACAGAGAGUGGGCUCUCAUGGUCUGGGUGACGUCCAGUACGCCAGCGUUCGUUUCAGUCGCACCCGCCGACAGGAAGCAUCGUCCAGAGGACUUGAAGACUGUGUUGUGUACAGCAAUGUGAGGGAUCUCUCGCAGUCCUGAGAGGCAGAGGACUAGGAGUGCCCUCCUCCACAUUCAUCUAGACCAUCAGGGAGAACACAUGAAGCACGUGUGCGGACCCUCACUCCAGCACUGCGCUCGCUGCUGAGGAUGUCUGUGUCAUGACACUGUAUUAAUUGGAAUUAGUUGAUAGCAGGAUCGAUGUGCAUGUUACACUAUGCAAAAUUGUUCUUUAGAACUUUCUGUACAAAGUGUAGGUAGAGUAAUGAUUACUGGAUCAGAGUAACGAUUACUGUAAUGACUAUUACUGGACUGGCAUCCGUACAUAAAAUUAAAUUAGAUGGACAAGAUGCCAAAAUACUAAAAUCACUUUUUGUUAUUAGGUAUUUAAAUAUGUUGGAUCAUUUAGAUUUCUUAAAUCAUAUUAAUAAUUCUCAUUUACAGUGUAGCAUCUCAUAGCACCAAAAUAACUAACAAGUCUUAUUUGUAACAUUAAAUGUUAAUGCAAAUUGUCAAAUCAAUAAUAUAUUACGACUGUUCAGUUCACCCAUUCUGUGCCUUUAACUCACUGGGCGAUCUAGUUUUGCAG
This is a messenger RNA of Alosa alosa (allis shad), 2571 nucleotides long. RefSeq names its product B-cell receptor CD22-like. Lineage: Eukaryota; Metazoa; Chordata; Actinopteri; Clupeiformes; Clupeidae. The record is from RefSeq and is a predicted model, not a curated record. The coding region runs from base 228 to 2024 and encodes 598 amino acids. The transcript has 12 exons.